Messenger RNA from Pogona vitticeps (central bearded dragon), 453 nucleotides. Lineage: Eukaryota; Metazoa; Chordata; Lepidosauria; Squamata; Agamidae. The record is from RefSeq and is a predicted model, not a curated record.
AUGACGGUGCCGCAAAAAUACAGGACACGGUCUUUGACUGGCCUUCUAGAACGGAGCUCUCGCUUUUCAAAGCUGGAGAAAGCCGAUAUCUUAGAGAUGACCGUCCAGUUCCUUCAAGAGCUCCCAGCAUCUUCUCCCACCGCCCCAGACUCGGUUGACAGUUACUGCAAAGGCUACCACGCCUGCCUGUCCCGCUUGGCUGCCCUCUUGCCGAAGUACAGCUUCCUGAAUCCAGACGCCUGCCGUAGCCUCUUAAGGCACCUCCAGCGGUCUAGGGAGGGAUACAGCCCCCCUCAGGACGGUGCCAGCCCCCAGGACUUCUCCCAAGGCCGGCCCUUGAUGCCGAUGCCCCUGCUCCCGUCCAGAGCGGCCCAGGAGGCCUGUUUUCCCCGUCCACCAGUGGCACAACCUUCAACGCUCUGGAGGCCCUGGCAGAGCCGGCCAGCACCUUGA